Molecule: messenger RNA, 844 nt
Organism: Laetiporus sulphureus 93-53
Lineage: Eukaryota; Fungi; Basidiomycota; Agaricomycetes; Polyporales; Laetiporaceae
Exons: 2
Coding region: 303-794 (163 amino acids)
Source: RefSeq, a predicted model, not a curated record
UCCACAUCCCGCCGUUUCCUCUCAUCAUGCAAGCUGGGCAUUCUAUCGCACAUCGUGACCUCGACCUUGUUCUCGCCCAUGUGUCGCUGGCGUGCGGCCCGUCUCGCGGUACGACCGUUUCGCCCUGCAGAUCUACGAAACCAGCACCUCGCCGAGGUUCACGCUGCCCCCGAUGAACGCGCCCUAGGUCGUGCACCCGGCUAGCACUACGGUCGCAUCCGCCCGCGGGCGCACCCCCCUUGGACAGGUUACACAGCGCGGUUUCGGAAUUGCGUAGGCUUUAGUGGCAGAAGCGCGGUCCGAUGAGUUUGCUGAAUAGGUCUCUCGCCUCUAUUGGUCAUCUGGGGCAUGCGCUUCCGGGAUCGGGGAGUGGGCUCGUCUGUGGGAUGUAUAUCGCUCUGAACUCCUUGCACAUGGUCGGCAGGCGGGGCAGCGUUCAACCGGGUUCCUCCAGCUCGUCCUGCUUUCCUUUACUGAUAUUUUUAUGUAAACUCGUCGCGGAAGUCCUCCAGCUCGCAGGUGAUCAACAUCCCCUCUGGAAAGUCGUCUUCCUCCUCGUGAUCGCCGACCCUCCUCUGCGAUCGCGCUGUAGGGAAGGAACCGCUCGCGCGCCAAGGCGUAGAUGCAGUCGAGACCUCUGUCCAUCAACGCCGCCUUCGCGAGGCCGUAUAGGAUGGCAUCUGGGAUGUCGUCUAUCUGUUCGAACAUCACGCAGAGCAGCGUCGGCGGGGGGCCGACGUAGACCUCGGGGUGUUCGUCACAUUGUCCAGCGGUGCGCGUGGACGCCUAAAUAAGGCUGAAGGAUUGCUAGGACGCGCUAAGCCUUGUGCUUCCGGUGGCCCAC